Messenger RNA from Anastrepha obliqua, 1272 nucleotides. RefSeq names its product U6 small nuclear RNA (adenine-(43)-N(6))-methyltransferase. Bases 82 to 1005 code for a protein of 307 amino acids. Gene Ontology annotation, molecular function: nucleic acid binding; 23S rRNA (adenine(1618)-N(6))-methyltransferase activity. Gene Ontology annotation, cellular component: nucleus. Gene Ontology annotation, biological process: rRNA base methylation. The transcript has 4 exons. Lineage: Eukaryota; Metazoa; Arthropoda; Insecta; Diptera; Tephritidae. The record is from RefSeq and is a predicted model, not a curated record.
UCUCAAGAAAGUAGGCAAUUAUAUUUUAUUGUAAACAAAUAUUAUCGGUACAGAAGAUACUCAAUUCCAAAAGGAUAAACAAUGAAAAAUAAACGUUUGAUGCAUCCACGAAACAUAUUUCGAACGCCACCGGACUACACAGCUUUGGCAAUCAAGUACAAAGAUUUCCGAAAAGUUUGCAAACUUGAGCUCAAUGGAAAAGUAUCCAUCGAUUACCGCAAUGAAUCCACAUUACGGGCACUCACACAAAUGUUGCUGCAAGAAUACUUCCAACUGAAAGUGGAAUUCGCGCCUGGCAGUCUCGUACCCACUUUGCCUCUUCGCUUAAACUACAUUCUUUGGCUGGAAGAUCUGCUCGUACCACUUAAACUUGCAGCAACGGAAGAUGUUCGCGGUAUAGAUAUAGGCUGCGGUUCUUCCUGUAUUUACACGCUGCUGGCGGCGCGAAAAAAUUCCUGGCACAUGUACGCGCUCGAAUCGAAUGAAACCAAUCUUACUUAUGCUCAGAGCAACGUAACAGCUAAUAAAUUGGAGCAUUUAGUGGAAAUUUUCAAACAGACUGAUAAGCAAGUCGUCUUUAGAGACUUUUUCAACUCCAAACCGGAUGUGACAUUUCACUUUUGCCUUUGCAACCCACCAUUCUACGAUUCUACACUGCCCAAUCCUUUUCAUGCCAACACAAGGAAUGAAGACAAGCGUACACCGCCGCAUAACUGUCACACAGGCUACGAUGAAGAAUUGGCUUGCGAAGGUGGAGAGGUGCGUUUUGUGCAGCGGAUAAUUGAAGAGAGCGAAUUGUACCCACAAUGUGUUUGCGUUUAUACGACGAUGUUGGGACAUAAAAGCAGUGUUGGCAGUAUUUUAGGAGUUUUGGAUAAAAAACAAAUUAAAAACUACACUACCACAGAAUUUUGCCAAGGGAAUACAACACGUUGGGGCAUAGCUUGGAGUUUUAGUACUGAUUUCAGCCUGAAUACAAAUAAAACAACUAACGAAUCAGCAUAAAAUUUAAGCCGGCAAAGCUAUUAGAAAAUUCCAAAUAUACUAAGUAAAUAUUUAAUAAACAAGGAGAUACUAAUGAAAAUAAUAUCUUUCCAAAAUCAUACAUAUUUAGUUAGACAGAAUGUGAUGUACAAUUAACUACGUAUUUAAAACAAAACUGUGGCGGUACGCCUCAUAUUAAAAACGAUCUCGGUAUAUAUUUUUCAUGCUAUAUCUUUCCAUUAAUGUUGGUUGUUUUUAAAACGAAAAUUUUGCUUUGUAUUCCGCGAU